Molecule: messenger RNA, 2776 nt
Organism: Megalops cyprinoides (Indo-Pacific tarpon)
Lineage: Eukaryota; Metazoa; Chordata; Actinopteri; Elopiformes; Megalopidae
Product: protein fem-1 homolog A-like
Exons: 1
Coding region: 121-1974 (617 amino acids)
Molecular function (GO): protein binding
Source: RefSeq, a predicted model, not a curated record
CAAGCUAAAGACAGAGACACGGAUAAGGUUUCUGAAUUUCGAUUGAAAAGCGAAUUUGUCUCCCACCUUUUGACGUAACGUUGGGUUAGAUGGCCAAAGGGCGUGUCGGGCGCAGUUAAAAUGGAUAUUAAAACUGCGGUUUUUAAUGCGGCUAGAGAUGGGAAGCUGAAACUUAUCCAGAAGUUACUGUACAACAAAAGUCCACAGGAGUUGGAGGCACUUGCGGAGGAGAAGACCCAAGGAGGUACACCGCUUCUGAUAGCGUCACGUUACGGACAUUUAGAGGUAGUUGACUACCUACUUCGACACUGUAAGGCUAAUGUGGAACUGGGGGGAUCAGUUAACUUUGACGGGGAGACAAUUGAAGGAGCUCCUCCUCUUUGGGCGGCUUCUGCUGCAGGUCACUUGCCUGUUGUGAGAACUCUGCUGAAGCAUGGAGCGUCUGUCAACAACACAACACUAACCAACUCGACCCCAUUGCGAGCUGCCUGCUUUGAUGGGCACCUAGAUAUUGUGCGCUACCUGGUAGAACACAAUGCUGAUAUGGAGGUGGCCAAUAGGCACGGUCAUACUUGCCUUAUGAUAUCUUGCUACAAGGGCCACAAAGAAAUUGCAAAGUUCCUGCUAGAGCGGGGCGCAGAUGUAAACCGCAAGAGUGUAAAGGGCAACACGGCUCUGCAUGACUGUGCGGAGUCUGGGAGCCUGGACAUCAUGAAGAUGCUGCUGAAAUGCAAUGCCCGCAUGGAGAGAGAUGGGUAUGGUAUGACUCCCUUACUGGCCGCCAGUGUUACUGGCCACACCAACAUUGUGGAAUACCUGGUGCACCAGCCUCGCUCUGCACGCAAAGAGCGCAUCGAUGCCCUCGAGCUGCUGGGCGCCACGUUUGUUGACAAGAAGCGUGACAUGCUGGGUGCCAUGCGUUACUGGCGCCGGGCGAUGGAACUGCGUCAGCCGGGCGACAGGGCCGGUGCCUUAGUCAAGCCACCCCCAAGCUCUCCAGUCCCUGCGUAUGAAUAUGCACGGGAGGUGACCACGAUUGAGGAACUGGAGGCCCUGAUCACCGACCCCGAUGAGAUGCGCAUGCAAGCCCUGCUGGUGCGUGAACGAAUCCUGGGGCCCUCGCACCCGGACACUUCCUACUACAUCCGCUACCGGGGGGCCGUGUAUGCCGACUCGGGCAACUUUGAGCGCUGCAUCAGCCUGUGGAAGUACGCGCUGGACAUGCAGCAGAGCAACCUGGACCCGCUCAGCCCCAUGACGGCCAGCAGUUUCCUGUCCUUUGCAGAGCUCUUCUCCUUUGUGCUGCAGGAUCGCGCCAAGGGCACACUGGCCACCCGGGUCACCUUCCAGGACCUGAUGGGUGUACUGAGCAAGAGCGUGCGCGAGGUGGAGCGGGCGGUGGCCCAACGCGACAGCCACCCAGAGGCGCCCCAGUUCACCAAGGCGCUGUCCAUCAUCCUGCACCUUAUCUACCUACUGGAGAAGCUGGACUGCACCACUGAGCAGGAGCACCAGAAGAAGCAGACCAUUUACCACCUGCUCAAACUCAACCCACGGGCACGCAAUGGCUACACUCCCCUGCACAUGGCAGUGGACAAGGACACGACGGCUGUUGGGCGCUACCCAGUGGGGCAGUUCCCCUCGCUUGCAGUGGUGGGUUUACUCUUAGAUUGCGGUGCGGAUGUGGACUCCCGUGACUCUGACAACAACACGCCCCUGCACAUCUCUGCUGUGAACGGCUGCCCAGAGAUCAUGAUCAUGCUGGUGCAUGCCGGCGCACACUUUGACGCCACCAAUGCUCAGCGCAAGACUGCCUACGAGCUAUUGGAUGAGCGCUGCACCGGCCGCCAUGCCCUGCACCCGCUCAACUACGUCACACUGCAGUGCCUGGCGGCCCGUGCCAUCGAGAGGCACAGACUGCCCUACAAGGGGCUCAUCUCUGAGGAGAUGGAGGCCUUCAUUGAACUGCACUGAUCUCCAUCUAGCCUUCUCUCCUAGUGCCAUUCUGUCUUCUCAGGCUUUGACAAAAUCUGAACGGUAACUGUGCUCGUCAUGACCUGUAACACAGUUCAUUCGCAGUGUGUUUUUCCUGUAAGUUUUCUUUCCUCAUUAAAAAGUGGGCAAGGUUUGCAGUUAGGGUUGACACACCACUGAUUUGACCUCAGCUCUAGUUCUUUCCUGUCUUGUUUUCUGAUUUCUUCAUGUGCAAGAAAAUAAAUGUUAAGCUCUGGCUGUCUGCAUGUCAUUUAGCACUACAACUUGACUGAAAGGUGGCUGCAAGUGCUGCACAUGCUGCACAGUGGUAGAUGAGGAUCUGGAAUGGAAUGUUGCGGUGUAGGUAAACUUUACCAAGUACAUUUAUUUGGGGUUAGAGAGUGAUUAUAUUUGGUUUGUUCUCUUUUUAGCCGCAGUCUUUUAGCACAACUAAGUUUGUCUGGCUCCUGAGUGCAAAUCUUGACUGGCUCCUAGUUCUCUCCAUUUCUCCUUAGCAGGGUUGCAUCUUUAGUUCUCUCUUAUUCGCAUAUUGUAACAUUUGAAGCGAUGGAUGAAUUGUGCUCUGCCAAAGCCUUUAAUUCUUUAAUGAGGUUAUUUGGCCCCUCUUAAAUGAUAAACCACCCCAAGGCCCCCAUUUGGCCUUCAAUGUCAUCUGACAGCUGCUGAUUUAAAUUUCUCCACUCAGUUUUUGUUUUAGGCUUUUUUAAUUGGCAUGUAGUAAUAUACGUUGAUCCUUACCUGGAUGUACUGUACAACAGAUGUGGGAACAGGACAAACAAGU